UCCUGAGGCCUAGUCAUCAGCUAGUCCCACUCCGUGCGUCCUCCCCUCCUCGGCUGUCUCUGCGCUCUAACAUCGCUCGCUUGUUUAGGUCGUUGUCGUUGUUGUUGUUAUUGUUGUUGUUGUUUACAUUGUGCGUUCUGAUUACAAACAACGUUUUUGUUUUUACUUGUGCCGUGCGCAGUAGCAGCAGCAGUAGCAGCAUUUAUCGGCGCGUAUAGCCGCGUCUCGUGGUGACUGUCAGUGUUGUUUGUGGUGGUUGUUGUUGUUGUUUGUGGUGGUGGUGGUUGUUGUUGUUUGUGGUGGUGGUUGUUGUUGUUUGUGGUGGUUGUUGUUUGUGGUGGUUGUGGUUGUUUGUGGUGGUGGUGGUUGUUUGUGGUUGUUGUUGUUUGUGGUGGUGGUGGUUGUUGUUGUUUGUGGUGGUGGUGGUUGUUGUUGUUUGUGGUUGUUGUUGUUUGUGGUGGUGGUGGUUGUUGUUGUUUGUGGUGGUGGUUGUUGUUGUUGUUUGUGGUGGUGGUGGUUGUUGUUGUUUGUGGUGGUUGUUGUUUGUGGUGGUGGUGGUUGUUGUUGUGUGUGGUUGUUGUUGUUUGUGGUUGUGGUUGUUGUUUGUGGUGGUUGUUGUUGUUUGUGGUGGUGGUUGUUGUUGUGUGUGGUGGUGGUUGUUGUUGUUGUUUGUGGUGGUGGUGGUUGUUGUUGUUUGUGGUGGUUGUUGUUUGUGGUGGUGGUGGUUGUUGUUGUGUGUGGUUGUUGUUGUUUGUGGUUGUUGUUGUUGUUUGUGGUGGUUGUUGUUGUUUGUGGUGGUGGUGGUGGUGGUUGUUUGUGGUGGUGGUUGUGUCCGCCAGCAAAGGGGUCGCUUGGCUAUAAACGCAUCGCAGGCGGUCGUGGGUUUUGUUGCUUCAGUGGUGCUUAGUUGCCGUGGUGGUUUGUGAGGCUUUCGAGUUGCUGCUGCUGCUGUUGUUGCUGUCUCGUCAACGUUGGAGGUCUAGGACUGUUAAACCAAGUUGUUAUACAUCCCACAAGGGGGAGGUUUAGCGACUUUGUGAGAUCUCCGCGAGGUUUUCAUGCUGUAGAGUUAAACCUCGGCGAGGUCUAGGACUGUUAAACCAAGUUGUUAUACAUCCCACAAGGGGGAGGUUUAGCGACUUUGUGAGGUCUCCGCGAGGAUUUGAUGCUGUAGAAUUAAACCUCGGCGAGGUCUAGGACUGCGUCUUAAGGGAGGUUUAGUGUUGUUAAACCCCGGCGAGGCUUAAGUAGAAUCGUGUCCCAACAAAGUGUGGUUUAAGGCAGAGUCGAGUUGAACCCUAAGGUCGUGUCAACCAAAGGGAGACGUCGUGCAAAACCGAGCGUUAAACCUUAAGUAGGUUUUUUGUUUUGUUUUAAAAAAAGCGUCGCCUCGCAUCUAAGGAAGCCCUUUCAUUCGAGGUCAAGUUUGCCCUUCGACUGAGGCUCAUCAUGGCCAGCAUCAUCCCGGCGAGCAAGCUGCGAUUCGCCGUGCUGGGCGUGGAGGGCGACUCCUCGUCAGGCUCGGAUGGCGAUGAAGACGGGGUCCACCACGGCACGAGGAAGGAUGGAGGAGGACGUGGUGGUGGUGGUGCAGGACGAGGAGGGGUUGCACGGGGAGAUGGAGGGGCAGGUGGAGCUGCUGGCGAGAAGAAGCGGGCGAGGAAGAAGAAGAAAAAGGAAAAGAUGAUCGAGCAGACCAACGAGCUGAGGAACCUGGCCUUUAAGAAGCUACCCGUGCGUCCAGCGGUCCGUGUGGAGGGCGACGCGUCGUCACCGCAUGCCCAGCCCGACUCCCAGAAGCCCAACGGGGAGCAGCGCUCCAACGGGGAGCGCAGUCUGGUGGCUGACGGCGUGCCAGACGAAGGCACCUGCGGACAGCUGGACACGUUGGAAUCUUUUGAUGCCGACCUUCAAAGAGCUCUCCGGCUCAGCAAGAUGGAGUACGAGUUUCAAAAGACGCAAGGGGUCGUCGAUCCAGACGGAGUCCCUCGGGUCCCCAAUCGGAAGGAGCGUCGCAAGCUCCUCCAGGAGGCGCGUGACCGCGACCCCAGGAUGGUGGAGGUGCUGCUGCCUCCCGAACCCACGCCGGCGCACGCUGCCCAGACGGACGGCGCCGCAGACGCACCGAGUGGCGGCGGCAGCAGCAGCACCAACAGCAGCAGGGCUGCUGACAAGAGUCGGGGCGGCUCUCGGGGUGGCUCCGGUUCUGCGGCAGCGGCGGCGGCGCCGUCGUGCAGGGGCGCCGCCGAGGAGCCCCCGGCGGAGCGCGCAGCGCGGCUUCCGAGCCCCGUCCUGGAGACGGUGAGGAUCGAGCAGCUCAAGGACGGCCUGGAGAAGAAGGACAAGGAGAUCGCCGACCUGAAGGUGGUCACCGCUGAGUGGGAGGUGAAGUUCAAGGAGGUGAAGAAGCGGAACGCACAGCUGCUGUACAUGCUGCAGCAAGGAGAAAUGAAGGAGAAGUCUGACGUGCUCUUGCAAGUCGAGGAGCUGACCAACAUAAAGAACGAGCUCACACAGCAGGUCUCCGACCUCCACACUGCUCUGGAACAAGAGAGGUCGAAGGUGAAAACACUACAAGCGGAGCUCGUGAAACACCAGCAGGGAGGGAAGAAAAUAAGAAAAGCUUCAGAGAGUGAACACUGAUCUCGGGCAACACGGAUGAAACAGCACUCGCAGCUUCCUAGGCUGGACGGAGUGCAACGGUGGUUAUUUUUACACGUUGCGUUACCCCUCAAUCCAGGGACCGAACUUCCGAAGUUGAAUUUCUUUCGCGUUUCCACGGCACAACGGGUGCAUUGUGCCAGCUUUGUUUUAUUUUGUUAUCGUUACACGCGGCCUCUUGAGUGUGUAACGUGGGACUGUGUAAGCUCACGUGCGAUUCACGCAGAAAGAUGUAGCACGAGUGCCCUGUGAGUGGCAAAGGGGAGGUGUGCCGGUGCAUUUGGCGGCGAGGGUUUACUCCGGGUGGCCCGGGAUGUGACGAGUCAUCGGUGCGUACGGAACAACCGUAGCGUGUUGCAAUAAAAUGCUGCGGCAGUUCAUUUCCAAAGGCACAAAACACUACGCCUGUCUCAAGUUUGUUUUUAUUAAAGCUAAGUUGUACCUCAUCAACCCGGUUAAAUGCGACUUUUGGUGCAAGUGCUGUUAGCGAGUAGCACCCAUGAAUGCGAACAUGACACAAGAGGGGGUGUGGGUUGGCCAGCACCACGCUCGAGCACCGUAUUGUUCCUAGCGGCGAUAUUUACACAUCACACCAGGUACUCAUUUGAGGCAGUCGACCCAACGGAGGCCCAGGACCGGUUCAGAUGAUUAGUCAUUGUUAUUGGCCGUGAAUGGGAAUCAAAACUCGGGUCACUGGGUUCGGAGCAAAGCCAUUACCGCUCUCCACACAUAUAUAUUAGAUCCCGUGGCGUUUUUUUCAAAAUAGGGGGGGGUAGGCCUUGCGUGCCAUUGUCAUGGCCCAAAUUUGGCAAGCUUCAAGCAAAUCUUCUUGCAUUUUACUGAAUUGUAACAACCAAAUAACAACAUCGCCCCCGACUGACAGACUAUGCCCGUUUGCAGGCCGGUACUCAAUCUUUGCUGUCUAUCUCUGUUCCUUCUCCUUGUGCUCAAUCCUCGCUUUCGCUCUUUCGAUCUCCUUGUCCCCCUUAACUGGAACAAACUUCCCCGCAACACAUUAACCAGGCACCGACACUCGCUAAGUUUACGCUCUUCACUAAAACCGUAUUUUUUGUUCCCUAGCUCACCCCACGACCCCCCUUAAUCUCCCCCUCAUAACCACCACCGUUACUGUUCCCAUCUUCAUAUUCUCAUUAUACGGCUAUCACUCAUUCCCCAUUCAUUAAAUCCAUUCGUCAUCAUUUACUGUCGUCGAUUUCGCUUUCACCUAAUUCACGCGUCACAGAUUUGCCCCCCCCCCCCCCCCAUUGCUUCCUCCCAUCUGUUCCAUUCACCUCGUCUCCACCAUCACAUUCAUAUGUACCAUUGUUAAUUCUGCAUAAAGCGCCUUCGAUAAGGCGGUUUAUUAAUUAUUUGAAGGUAGGAGAAGAUACUGCUUCACCUUGUGCCGCACGGGGACAGCUGCCAUCAGGGGGUCCCCUAGGCGCACUAAUCGAGAGAGGGACUACAUUUGGACAUUGGAAUGAUCGAGUUGUGAUGCAAGGCGCCUCGCGACAUUUUAGCGGAGGAUACAUGUACAUUCCUGAAUCCUUAAGUUGUGAGCACGGUUUUUUCGCGGCUUUUUACCAUUGCUAAUAUACUCAUGGCUCGAGGCCACCAGUGGAGAGGCUGAGCACUGCCUAUAAUCCCUCGUGAGUGUAGAGAUAUUUUCACUCGUUAACAUUUACUCCGGCUUGCCACCUGCUUUAUAGUUGACAUUGACAAAUUCCGGAUCCACAAAAAGGUCGCCUUUGUAAACUCCGGCGCACACAGGCUGCUGCAUUGAGGGCACGUUAUUACUUUUGUUAAUUUGUUAAAGCGGUGCAUCAAUCGCCGCAACGCUUUCGGUACACGCGACAAACUUAUUCCGAAGAGUCUUCCAGAAGAAUGUGCGUCGCGGAGAGAAGAAGCGGGUGAAAGAGAUGCGACGACUGUGAGGCCUUGAACAGGUGCUUGAAGUUUCGCGACGACAACGAUAGCAUGCAGGGAAACGGGGCGACCAUCAACUUUAGUGAAGGUUGACUACUCGGAAGUGGAAAGGCAGUCGUGUCGUGGGUCUAAUGAAGAGAAUUCGUGCUCGGAGUUUAGGGAAGGUGAGGCCAGAGACGUAAUGCCGGAGCAGACCACAGAGGAGAUUACAACAGGGCAACAUCAUAUCCAAUCCUGUGCGAUUGCUAAUGUUUGUCAAUGAGGAACACUGCAAACUAGGCUUCGGCAAGGUAAGGUAAUUUACCCUUUUUACCGGAUAAAAGGGUCCAGGGUAAAGGUGUCGACAUGCCAAGGGGUAAGGUAAAGGGUAGGGUAAAGGUAGGCUCGUUGCUUUUUACCUUACCUGCUAAAGGGUAAAAAUAGGGUAGAGUGAUUGUAUUGUGGUAAUGUAAAAGCUCGGGUAAAGGUAGGCUCGUUUUUACACUUUUACCUUGCCGAGGCCUACUGCAAACCGUGAGUUAAGGUGCUCUACUACAAGUCAAAGUCCCUUCGGUGUUGACACGCGUAAUGAUUUAUUUCAGAACAAUAAAGUUUGCCUGUAGCAAGGAUCGGUAAGUGGCGUGUGUUGUUGAGCAAGGCGCAACCCAAACAAUGUAUCGGUUGCUGCUUUGACUUCAUUGACGAUAUCGAUCCAAGUAGAAAUUUGCAUCUGCAAUUAACAAAAAACUUGCUGAAUAAUCCGUGACAUCUCAGCUCCAGGCUCUAUGGUGCAGUGCCACUGUUGUCGAUCUGACCCCCGCCCCUCCUCCCAUGUGCUGAGCUCCAUAGGCAAGCAUGGAUCACCUCCCAGCAUUUGCUGUGGAUGGUGACUUCAGCCAGAGAUUCACGACGGGGAUUCCAGCUCACACACCCACGUGUUGAGACUCCAGUGUGGCUGUUCCGUCAUUAGAGGGCGCUAUGGCGGUGUUCGCCUGAGAGAGUCGCUUGCAGUCAGGUUUUGCCAAUAACGUUGGUCAUCAAAAAAAUAAAAACAUUUCUGGCCUGGACUUUUGCAGCUGUUUUAGGCUAAUUUCAGGGUGCUGAUUCCAAAUCUGAUCUCAGAUUUGCUCUAGCACAUCUCAUUUUAUGCUAUCGGCAUACCCCAUUUUAAUUGAUUUUACCCGAAAUUAACUCACUUAUGAUUGCAAGUUGUCGUGAGUCAGUGACUGCGUUAGUGUUAAAAUCUGGUGCUGUAUUUUUAGGAUAGUGUGUUUAUAAUAUUUUAUGUAGAUAUCCACAUUUAUUUAAUAUUAUUCUUCUGCAGUUUUUAUUGAAAAUGCAAUAUUUGAUAUCUCAAAAACCUGAUGUGAUAGACAAAAACUGAUGCCAGAUUUGGAAUCAGCACCCCAAAAUUACCUUACAACCUUUGGAAUACCUUAUGCCAGAAAAAGUGUGUUGACCAGUGUAAUGAAGCUGAUGAUGAAUCGUCUCAGACAUCCCGUGACGUCACAUCUGUGAAAUAACCGCGGUUUUUUUGGGUUGUGUCUACCUAGACAUGGAUGCCCGUGACCUUGUCCUUCGAGUAUGUAUGUGGAACUUCUUUUGCACCGUACUUAGCCUGCCGUGCUAAUCGGUGGUUGAAGAGUGAUCACCACUCGCCACUUAGCAUGCAGAGUCGCCAGUUUGAUUCUCAUUCUGGUUGCCCACUUAUGUCCUGCAGGGAAUUGCCAAAGUGCAGUGUCUGCUGCAUAGUGUCCUUUAAGUACCCUGCAGUGUCACCAGCAAGUGUAGGGGCCAUUGCGCGCUGUUGUUGUGGCCUAAAAAAAUCCGCUUCACUCACAGUUUUUAUGGAACAGGAUGCUGUUGGGCAUGGCAAGUGGUAGGUGUUGAAACCGCUUGCUGCUGUUCGUGUGUGAUGGGAAUGUUGGCGGUUCGCGCACUUCAUAUUCUGAAGGUUGCGAGUAUCAAUUCCUGGCCGCCCGGUCACUUAAGCUGAUCAUCUCUCAAGAGGAUUAUCUAAAUGAAAAGUUAAUUCCUGGAAAGUCAACAAUGGGAAUUUUAUUGAGAGAUUGCCUCUUGCCUUCAGCAUGUAGAAUUUUCACCCCAAACUUGGGUGCUGCUUGCAUAGGUGAAAACCGCCCCGAUGCUCGUUGGAGCAGGGAGAUAUUAUGACUUGCUUAGAACAUUAUGGCUCUGCUUUGCUAUUGCUCUGCAAUAACGGACAAGCAGGCAUUCUGCCGCGAGCCUUUCGCAGGAAGAGAUGGCAAAGCGAGCACAGCGUGCAUGAUCUUUCGGGCCGAUGUCGGUGUUUUGUCCCCAGAAAAGAACAAUUGGUGCAAUGAAGGGGACAAUAUCGAGCCGAAUAUUGCAUGAAAAUAUCGAAACGUUGGUACCACGUACACGGGGGUCGGCAACCAAAAUAACAAGAAGAGCCUUUUUUUUCGAAUUCAGUAAAAACAUAAAAUUAUCCGCUAAGCACCUGAUAAACUUCGCAAAGCGACAUUCCUUCAAGGGCCGUGUGCAGUUCCGGAGUAGGCGGAUGCCGACCCCCUGCAUAUUCAGCAAGGUUUAGGACCUAACGUUGUGACCGCGGCAGCUUCAUAAUUAUUUCGAAGUUGUGAGCCGAAAUUGGAAAAAUCUGCAAUGUAAUUCGCACAUAUAUGCCUGCAUUACACGAUUACCAUUCAACUUUCUUUUGAGAAGUGAGCUUCUAGAAUCAGUCAUAGACGUUUCACGUUCACACCUGGCAGUGAAAUUGUAAUUUGGUUUAUAAAAUGAAAAUGUUUGCUACACUCUUGAACACGCGGUGCUAGUACUGGUUACAUUCUUCAAUAUAUUUUGUACACUGCUUCCCGCAGUGUGUAAAGAUUCAUAUUCGAUUGGUAGAGACCAUUUGUUCUGAUUUACAGAGACACCUUAAGAUGUAACGUCUCCUUUUGUAAUAAAUUCUUUCUUCACUUUU
This is a messenger RNA of Lethenteron reissneri (Far Eastern brook lamprey), 7528 nucleotides long. RefSeq names its product G kinase anchoring protein 1 (gene GKAP1). The record is from RefSeq and is a predicted model, not a curated record. Gene Ontology annotation, cellular component: Golgi apparatus. NCBI's taxonomy places the organism in Eukaryota, Metazoa, Chordata, Hyperoartia, Petromyzontiformes, Petromyzontidae. Gene Ontology annotation, biological process: signal transduction.